This is a messenger RNA of Humulus lupulus (European hop), 1261 nucleotides long. Its product is annotated as L10-interacting MYB domain-containing protein-like. NCBI's taxonomy places the organism in Eukaryota, Viridiplantae, Streptophyta, Magnoliopsida, Rosales, Cannabaceae. The coding region runs from base 166 to 1098 and encodes 310 amino acids. The transcript is spliced from 2 exons. The record is from RefSeq and is a predicted model, not a curated record.
UCUCCCAAGGGAUUCUUUAAGAAUAGUCUUGAAGUUGGAUAUGUUGAACUUUAGUUGAAUUAUUUAGUUUUACAUAGAUGGUAGUGAUUGAUAAGAGUUGUUGCGUAUAUGGAUACAUCAUUUUACUUUAGUAUUUUUUUAUACUUAUCAUUUCACUUUUAUUAGAUGGAAAAUGAAAAUAAUAUUUGCACCAAGAGUGACGUACCAAGAAGUAAAGCAAUAUGGAAUUCAGAGAGUUUGAAUUUUUUCUUAGACUUCUGUAUCAAAGAGGUUGAUGAUGGGCAUCGUCCUACUACUUAUUUAGAUAAAGUUGGAUAUGUAAACUUGAUUACAAAUAUGAAGAAAGCAACUGGAAGAUAUUACACUAGACCACAAUUGAAAAAUAAGUGGGAUGGAUUAAAAAAUGAAUGGAAGCUUUGGAAGCAACUCAAGGGAAAAGAAACUGGCUUAGGAUGGAAUAUAAAAAAGAAUACAAUUGAUGCAACUGAAGAUUGGUGGAAUAGUAAAUUACAGAGUCAUCCCGAUGCUGCAAAGUUUCGCAUUCGGGGAAUUGAACCAGAGGUAGAGGAAAAAUUAGAUAGGAUUUUCAUGAACACUGUUGCUACAGGAGAGUAUGCUUGGACACCUUCAUCUGGAAUAAUUCCAUCUGAGUCUGAAAAACCUUUUAACAAUAUUGAAACCUUACAUGAACAACUUGAGAGUAGUGACGAUGAUCUAGAGAUGCCUAAUACUGAUAGAUUUCUUAGAGAGAAAAAUAACAACAGAUUAGCCGAGCCACUUGAGAAACAAAAUAAAGCAAUGAAACAUGGAAAAGGAAAAAUGAAGAAGACAGGGCCUUUAAUGAUAUUUGAACAAAUUGGUCGCCUUGCUGAUGCUGUGGAGACAAGGAGUAGAAAUAUUGAAACAGCUAGAAAGGAGAAUAGUAUUACCGAAGUUAUGAAAAUUUUAAAUUCUUUGCCUGGAAUUGAGAAAGGGAGCAGCUUGUAUUUAUUUGCAACUCGCUUGUUUAUCAUGAAAGAGAAGAGAGAGAUGUUUGCUUCAUUGGAAGAACCUGAGUUGAUGCUUACUUGGCUCAAGAAUGAGCAUACUCUGGGAUAAUUAUAAUACUAUGACUUAUAGUAGUAGUAGUAUUUAUUUUCUAAACUUUGUGUUAUGACGUUAGUAUAUGUUUAUUAUGUUAUUUCUUUACAGACUUUUUUUUAAAUUGCUCUCAAGACUUGGUGUUGUCACUAUUUAAUAUAAAUAUGCUUUAUUAUGUUUU